Messenger RNA from Theobroma cacao (cacao), 1565 nucleotides. Its product is annotated as transcription factor MYB1-like. The record is from RefSeq and is a predicted model, not a curated record. Gene Ontology annotation, molecular function: DNA-binding transcription factor activity, RNA polymerase II-specific; RNA polymerase II cis-regulatory region sequence-specific DNA binding. Gene Ontology annotation, biological process: regulation of DNA-templated transcription. NCBI's taxonomy places the organism in Eukaryota, Viridiplantae, Streptophyta, Magnoliopsida, Malvales, Malvaceae. Gene Ontology annotation, cellular component: nucleus.
AUGUUGCAGUUGGGCAGGUAGGUAACAAUAGAAGUAAGGGAAAAAGAAGGGAAAAAAAACUGAAAAAACCAAAAAAAAAUGAAAGGGGAAGAGAAAGAGAGUAACUGCCAGGACUCACCGGCGGUUGGGGGUAGCUGUUCCGGAGGUGGUGGGGAUGAGUUGGAGUUGAUUGUAGCUGAGUCGGAACUCGCUGGCGGCGGUUCUGGGGGUAACAGUAGAGUGAAAGGACCGUGGUCGCCGGAGGAAGACGCGGUGUUGAGUAGACUGGUGGCGAAGUUUGGGGCGAGGAAUUGGAGUUUGAUCGCACGAGGAAUUCCGGGUCGGUCUGGGAAAUCGUGUCGGCUUCGUUGGUGUAACCAGCUUGACCCUUGCCUUAAGCGCAAACCUUUCACUGAUGAGGAGGAUCGUAUCAUAAUUUCAGCUCAUGCAAUCCACGGCAACAAGUGGGCUUCAAUUGCAAAGCUCCUGCCAGGUAGAACUGAUAAUGCAAUUAAGAACCAUUGGAAUUCUACAUUAAGACGCCGAUGCAUGGAGCUAGGUAGGUUUAAACCAGAACCUGCUGACAUGAUGGAAGAUGGCAGCCUUGAGAGAACAAAAGCAUCCUCAGAAGAGACACUAUCGGUUGGAGAUAUAAACUCCUUCAAGCAUUUUGAAGGAAGAGAUGUCGUGAUGGAUGAUAGACCCAACUUGCAAGUAGACAAACCACCAAUAAAAGAGGAUCAAUCUGCUGCUGAACCAAAGGACCAUCCUACUCUUUGUCGUCCCGUUGCCCGUGUUAGUGCAUUCAGCGUUUAUAACCCUCCAAGCAAUUCUAGAACUGAAUCUGGGAUGUCAAGUACAAUCCUUAUGCAAGGGCCUCUGGCUCAUGCUUCCAGAUCAGACUGGCGAGUUGGCAAAAUCGUAGAAGAUCUUUGCAGUGAACCUGUCAUUCCUUUGUGUUGUGGGUUUGGUUGCUGCUCAACUCCUUGUGGGGGUCAUUCUCAAAGUUCAUUGUUGGGGCCUGAGUUUGUUGACUAUGAGGAGCCCCCUGCCUUUUCAAGCCAUGAGUUAAUCUCCAUAGCAACUGAUUUGAAUAAUAUUGCAUGGAUAAAGAGUGGCCUUGAGAACAGUUGCGUUAGGAUACCAAGCAACACAGCAGGUCAGAGAAUGCCUCAGGGGGCCACUUCUAGCAUGCAAAUAGGGAUAUCAGAUCUAUAUGUAAAGAGUGACCAUAUGCGCUUUGAUGAUGGACGGAGCAAGUUGACAGGCAUGACGGCGGAAGUUAUACCAACUCAGAUGCCUAAACAAACUUUUACAGUGCGAUCUGAAGUGGAGGGUUUGAGCUAAAACUUAUGGCUAGUUUUUUUUUUUUCCUGUCGUUUUUUUCAUAUUGGAGGGUAUAGAAUGGAGUAUUGUUUUGGUUUUCUUUUUGAUUAUGCAAAACUCAAUAUUCGAUCUUAUGAGGAGGUUACUUACCUCUAGCAAAGAGAUCAUGAAUUUUGGUUAGCAUAUAGAUGUAAAAUAUGUUGAGAAUUUAUCCUGUCAAGGAAUGCAAUAUGUUCACAUCAGCUGUCAGUUUGUCACCA